Messenger RNA from Saccharomycopsis crataegensis, 783 nucleotides. RefSeq lists its product as uncharacterized. Bases 1 to 783 code for a protein of 260 amino acids. Gene Ontology annotation, cellular component: membrane. The record is from RefSeq and is a predicted model, not a curated record. The transcript has a single exon. NCBI's taxonomy places the organism in Eukaryota, Fungi, Ascomycota, Saccharomycetes, Ascoideales, Saccharomycopsidaceae.
AUGUUGUCUAGUUUAGGAUCAAGACUUAGCACCCUUAAACUUCAAUCCAUUAAACCAAGACAUUAUGUUGUCAUCAUCCUUGUGUUUUUCUUAGUUUUCUACGCCCUUCUAAUCUCUUCCUCCACUACCACCACUUCCAGACCUUUCCACUUACUUGAAAUCACUUUCAGCAGUGGUGAUGCCUCAUCUGGGGUCUACUAUGCUGAUGCUUUGACUGAGUUACAAGUCGACAUCGGUUACUUUUCUUCUUGUAUCCAAACCAAUUAUCUCAACAAUAUUGACAGCUGGACCUGUGGCACCAAUGAAAAACACUUGUUACUUACCGACUCCAACUUUUCUGAUUCUUCCGAUGCUAAUGUUGAUUUGCUUAACUUAUACAUUGGCACUGCCCAGGAAUUCAGAAAGUAUUGUUUGACUCCAUAUGUUGUCGUUGCUGCAUUGGCCGUUGCCUUUUUCACUUUGGUGAUGUUUGCCUUCUCCAGUCCACAAUCUUCUCCAGGGAUGUACAAGUACGCCGCCAUGGUUUGUUUCCUUGGAUUUGCUAUCACUUUGGUCGCUGCUGUUUGGCAAGAAACUAACAUCUUAACCGCCACACACCUUAUGAAAACCAUGGUAGACAGCUACUACGAAAUCUCUAUUAGCUACAAUAUUAUUGCCCGUGUCUUCGUAUGGAUGGGUGUUGGCUUAAUGUUGAUUGCCACCGGUUUGUUGGCCUUCUUGGCUGUGAUUGGUACUUUGAUCAGAGACAUCGCCGAAGAAGUCUUUGACGAAGAAAAAAUGUGA